Messenger RNA from Pungitius pungitius (ninespine stickleback), 2384 nucleotides. It is a transcript of the gene oxct1a, whose product is annotated as 3-oxoacid CoA transferase 1a. The coding region runs from base 129 to 1718 and encodes 529 amino acids. Gene Ontology annotation, molecular function: succinyl-CoA:3-oxo-acid CoA-transferase activity. The transcript has 17 exons. Gene Ontology annotation, biological process: ketone body catabolic process. Gene Ontology annotation, cellular component: mitochondrion. The record is from RefSeq and is a predicted model, not a curated record. Lineage: Eukaryota; Metazoa; Chordata; Actinopteri; Perciformes; Gasterosteidae.
UGUGUGUGCGCGUGCGCGCGCGCGCGGUGUUAGCUACAUUGCUAGUAGCCACGCUGCGACCUCUGUGCAGCCCACAGCAUCUGUCUCCUCGAGCUGUAACUGUGCACCUCCUCGGCCGUCUCCGAAACAUGGCGGCGCUCACAGCUUUGCGCGGAGCGGAGAAUUUAUUCUUCAGAAAAGUCCUUCUGGGUCCGUGCACAACCCAAUUAAAUGUCGCUAAUCUCCAGUGGAGCAAGCAGACCAGCGGCUGCCACUUUUCUACCUCGAGCCAAAGAAGCGCCCUCUUCUACUCGGAUCCCACAGAAGCAGUCAAAGAUAUCCCCAGUGGAGCUACCAUUCUCGUGGGAGGCUUUGGAUUAUGUGGAAUCCCAGAGAACCUCAUCAACAGUUUACUAAAGACGGGCGUUGACGGUCUCACAGCCGUCAGCAACAAUGCAGGGGUGGAUAACUUUGGCCUGGGUCUGCUGCUGAAGACCAAGCAGAUCAAGAGGAUGAUCUCCUCAUACGUCGGGGAGAAUGCAGAGUUUGAGCGACAGUAUCUGACCGGGGAGUUGGAGGUGGAACUGACUCCACAGGGAACUCUCGCAGAGAGGAUCCGGGCCGGGGGUGCCGGGGUUCCAGCCUUCUUCACAGCCACUGGCUACGGCACACUGAUCCAAGAGGGAGGCUCUCCUAUUAAGUACAACAAAGACGGCAGCAUUUGCAUCGCCAGUGAGAAGAGAGAGGUGCGGGAGUUCAACGGCAGGCACUACAUCAUGGAAAAGGCCAUCACUGGAGACUUCGCCCUGAUCAAGGCGUGGAAAGCUGACAGGGCCGGAAACAUAAUUUUCAGGAAAACGGCAAGGAAUUUCAAUCAACCCAUGUGCAAGGCAGCCACAACCACAAUAGUUGAGGUGGAGGAGGUGGUGGAUGUUGGGACCUUUGCUGAAGAGGACAUCCACAUACCUAGCAUCUACGUCCAGAGGGUCGUCCGGGGAGCCAGCUACGAAAAAAGGAUCGAGAAACGCACAGUAAAGAGAAGCCAAGAAGAGAAGCCCAAACCAAAGAAGGACUCCGACAUCGUUCGGGAAAGGAUCAUUCGCCGGGCUGCUCUGGAGUUUGAGGAUGGGAUGUAUGCCAACCUUGGUAUUGGUAUCCCCAUGCUGGCCAGCAACUUUAUAAAACCAGACAUCACUGUAAACCUCCAAAGUGAAAAUGGAAUUUUGGGACUGGGGCCGUACCCCACUGAGGAUGCAGUGGAUGCAGACCUAAUUAACGCCGGGAAGGAGACUGUCACUGUGCUUCCAGGUGCUGCCUAUUUCUCAAGUGAUGAAUCCUUUGCCAUGAUCCGAGGCGGCCACAUCAACCUGACAAUGCUGGGAGCCAUGCAGGUGUCCAAACACGGAGACCUAGCCAACUGGAUGAUCCCCGGUAAAAUGGUGAAGGGGAUGGGAGGAGCAAUGGAUUUGGUGGCAAGCGCUGGGACCAAGGUGGUGGUCACAAUGGAGCACUCAGCCAAGGGCGGAAAACACAAGAUAUUGGACAAAUGCAGCCUGCCUUUAACUGGGAAGCAAUGUGUGGAUCGAAUCAUCACAGAAAAGGCCGUGUUUGAUGUAGAUGGGACAAAAGGCCUGACCCUGAUAGAAGUAUGGGAGGGGCUCACUCCUGAGGAUAUCAAAGCGUGCACUGGAACCGAUUUUGAAGUAUCCCCCAACCUGAGGUCCAUGCAGCAAAUCUAAAAGGAGCUUGCAGUGGAUCUUUGUUUUCCGCUUGUGUGGCACCUGUUUUUUUUUCUUCCCUCGUGGUCAACAGCCAGUGAUAAAGGAGGAUGAGAUGGGUCACAAGGGACUGUUAAAUUGAGCAGUCUGGUUCAGUUCCCUGGUAAUCAACAUGCACACAUCACAAGGGUUUAGUUGACUUGAAUCACAGGAACCGGCAUGCAUGCUUCUUUUUAAGGAGGUGGUCAGACAUAGGGGGGGAGGGCAGAACAUUCUUUGCUAUUCAUUUAAUCAUUUUUUUCAGUUACAUUUUUUGUGAGAAAAAUGCAACUUUGUACUAUGAACAAGUGACGCAAUACUUAAGGUUUAUUAGAAGUUAGAAAACAAAGGUGCUUUAAUUGAGGUGAUUCUUCAGCGUGGGAGGGAAUAUGUUUUGUAGUUGGUGUAAAUGUGCUACACCAACAAACAUGUCCUUGUACAAUACAUCUAAUGUGAUUUAUGUUUUCAGUUUUUCUCCAUUUGAAAAAAUUAGAAAUGUAAUAAGGAUCCGACAGAAAAAUGUUUAACAAUAAUCAGUGCCACACUGUAAAACUUUUUGUCUUUCUUUUUUGUCUGAUAUUUGUUACACAAGCAUUUGCUCUCGCCUGGUCUUUGUAUAUAAAGUCAGAUACAACCUUGUUGAGUGAA